ACACACAGUCACUCCUGCAAGCAGAACCUGAAAAUGACACUAAAAGAGAAGAGGCCCCAAGCGGGCCCGCAAACCCAUGAGAAGGACCUCGCCGAUGACAGUGCUCUGCCAACAAAAACACCUUGCAACUCCCAGCCCACGACCACAGCCAGCAGGGGUGACCCUACAAUACCAACCCCCAGAUCAGAGAUGGAACCCGGUAAGGUGGCGGGGAUCCGGUCGGCACCCUCCGAGCCUCACCCACCUACUUUGCUCAGAUGCAAUCCCCCACUCAGACACACCGCUGGGCACCCUUCUAGAACUCUCACGGGACUAUGUUACCCCCCAAAAGGGCAUCGGCUGAGCUCAGCGAAGAACCGAAGAAUUCCCCAGGGCUGGCUUUGGUGGAAAAUCAAAAUGCCGGCGGACACU
Messenger RNA from Pelobates cultripes (western spadefoot toad), 411 nucleotides. The record is from the annotation of a GenBank genome assembly. Lineage: Eukaryota; Metazoa; Chordata; Amphibia; Anura; Pelobatidae.